Messenger RNA from Lagopus leucura (white-tailed ptarmigan), 960 nucleotides. It is a transcript of the gene ZNHIT6, whose product is annotated as zinc finger HIT-type containing 6. The coding region runs from base 13 to 885 and encodes 290 amino acids. NCBI's taxonomy places the organism in Eukaryota, Metazoa, Chordata, Aves, Galliformes, Phasianidae. Gene Ontology annotation, cellular component: nucleus; pre-snoRNP complex. The transcript has 10 exons. Gene Ontology annotation, biological process: box C/D snoRNP assembly; maturation of LSU-rRNA from tricistronic rRNA transcript (SSU-rRNA, 5.8S rRNA, LSU-rRNA); snoRNA localization. The record is from RefSeq and is a predicted model, not a curated record.
UGCGGCGCAGCCAUGGCGGGGCAGGGCGGCGGCGAGAGCUCGCAGCGUGCGGCCGGCGGGCGGAAGAUGGCCCUGCAGAGAUGUGAGACGUGUGGCGAAGAGGAGGCCAAGUACCGGUGUCCGCGAUGCAUGAAGUAUUCGUGCAGCCUGUUGUGCGUGAAGAAGCACAAGCUUGCCCUGAGCUGUAACGGAGUCAGGGACAAAACUGCAUUUGUCUCCGUGACUGAAUUUACUGACUUGAACCUUCUGAGCGAUUAUCGGUUCCUGGAAGAUGUGGGAAGAGCGGCUGAUGCUGCUGCUCGAGAUCUGUCUGUGCAUCGACCAACAACAAAUAAAUUCAUCAAUUACUUGAGAAACAGAGCUCGGAGGCAUAAUAUCAAUCUGAAGACACUGCCCAUUGGAUUCACAAAAAGAAGAGAAAAUUCAACUAUCUUCAAUAAGAAGGAGCAGAAGUUCUACUGGCAUUUGAAGCUUGUAUUUCUUCACUGUAAUGCUGAAUACGCUUUAAAAAGAGUGCCAGAGGAUAAAACACUCACUGAUAUCCUGAAGCCCUACAUUGAUCCAGUGGAGUCAGAUCCAGUAGUUUGUCAAAGAUUAAAGAUAUAUACAAUGUCUCCUCAGUCAGAUGUACAAAUUUUAAUGAAAAUAGAGAACAGGGGGCAAAACUCCACCAGGUACAAUGAACUGGAUGCCAGUAGAAGCCUCCUAGAAAAUUUGAAAAACAAAGUAAUAAUUGAGUACCCAACGUUAUUUGUGGUCUUGAAAAAAUUGAAGAAUGACAUGGUGGUUCUUGGCCAAGAGGCCAGUGAAUCUGCGGAGGACUCGGACAGUGGAAGUUCGUCCCUUUCUUCUGAGGAAGAAGGAGAAAUUCGGGAGAGUUCAUGACAGUUCUAUGAGAGAAGAGGGUGGGAUGAGCCUUUUAUAUUUCCUUAUUUAAUUAAAUCUUUUUUGCACAACUGA